Messenger RNA from Anopheles funestus (African malaria mosquito), 4160 nucleotides. It is a transcript of the gene Oga, whose product is annotated as protein O-GlcNAcase. The record is from RefSeq and is a predicted model, not a curated record. Bases 338 to 3829 code for a protein of 1163 amino acids. Gene Ontology annotation, biological process: glycoprotein metabolic process. The transcript has 5 exons. Gene Ontology annotation, molecular function: beta-N-acetylglucosaminidase activity. Lineage: Eukaryota; Metazoa; Arthropoda; Insecta; Diptera; Culicidae.
AAUGUCACAGGGCUAGCAGUUUCGGUGUUUCGGAAACUUUUACACACAAUAGCGUAAAAUACAUUACUUGCGGUUUGAGUGUACUAUUAUUUCGAUCAUUUUAAGGCCCACAGUGUGCCGUCGGUGUGGUUUGUAGAGAUAUCAUUAAUAGCUUGUAAGCUCUUGGAAGGUUUGCGAUUGUGCCUGCUCUAAAAUCGGAUGAGCAUAAGCGAAACCGUAAGAUUCCGUGUUCGGAAGACUAUUGUAUCGUUUUCCUGUGCUUCGUGCGACAGUAGUGAAUCGGGGAACGCAACCAAGCAAACAAACAGCGGUGGCCCAAAUCUCGAUCGAUUGCGAUAUGGCUGAAACGGUAACGGAUGCGCCCUCGGAACCAGCCCAUUCGGAGAUCAACCUGCAUGAGAACAGUACCAAUAUCGUCGGUUCCACCACUAACACCACCAACGCGCCCGAAUUGCUGGCCGAAGCGGUGAAAGUACCCGGCAACAUCCAUACCCCGGCGGAAGGAUUCAUCUGUGGCGUUGUGGAAGGAUUUUACGGUCGGCCAUGGACAACGGAGCAACGUAAGGAUCUGUUUCGCAAGCUGAAGCAAUGGGGUAUGGAUUCGUACAUUUAUGCACCCAAGGACGAUUACAAGCAUCGGGCAUACUGGCGUGAACUGUACACCGUCGAAGAGGCGGAUCAUCUGACCGGGCUGAUAACGGCAGCACACGAACAAGGCAUCAAUUUUUACUACGCCCUGUCACCCGGUCUCGAUAUAACGUACAGCAGCGCGAAGGAGGUCAGCGUCCUGAAGCGUAAGCUCGAUCAAGUAUCGCAGUUUGGGUGCAAAGCGUUUGCGCUACUGUUUGAUGACAUCGAACCGGACAUGUCGAAACCGGACAAGGAAGUGUUUCAAAGCUUCGCACACGCACAGGUUUCGGUUACGAAUGAAAUUUUCAACCAUCUGAACUGUCCCCGGUUUAUCUUCUGCCCGACGGAGUACUGUAGUUCACGUGCCUCGCCUACGGUCAAGCAGUCCGAAUAUCUAAACACGCUCGGCUCGAAACUGGUAAAAGCGAUCGACAUCUUAUGGACCGGACCGAAGGUAAUCUCAAAGGUGCUUACGAUCGAAUCUAUCGAGGAGAUUACGGAGGUGCUUAAACGACCACCGGUCAUUUGGGACAAUCUGCACGCGAACGAUUACGAUCAGAAGCGGGUGUUUCUGGGACCGUACAGUGGACGCUCGCCAGAACUGAUACCGCUGCUCCGGGGCGUCGUAACGAAUCCUAACUGUGAGUUUCACGCUAACGCAAUCGCCAUACAAACGUUGGCAUUCUGGAGCAAAUGCAGUGCGGAUACGAAGAUUUCCAGUUCACUUUCGCCCGACAUUAAGCUAGAGACCGAGAACGAACAGGGCAUCUGUGAGGGUGAUGCCCCGGCGUUUCUGUCCGAAAAUGUGUACCAUCCACGGUUGGCGCUUAAAAAUGCCAUCGCUAACUGGUUGCCUGAGUUUUUUCAAGAAAAGGAAGCAUGGGGCCCGAUCACCAAACCUCAACCGGCUGUGACAAUGGUGAUGCCCAUCAUUCCUAUCAUACCAUCGGUGAAUACCUGCAUGACCUUGACAUCGACCAGCACAACCACCACGACCACUGCCACGGUUCUUCCGAUGCCGGAGGUCAAUACUACACAGCUGCAGCUGUUUGCCGACGUGUGUAGCAGCGUGACGAAUGUGGCCGAAUCACUACCCAACCCUAUCAUGAACUCGCUCGUCUCCGCUACGAAGGUGGUCACCAAUGAAUCUCUGCCAAAUCCAGUGGCUGCCGCGGUGAACCACAUUGCCAUACCGCCGACGAUUCCUAUCUCCAGUAUUGCGGUGCCGCUGUUAAACAUUAAACCUUUGGAACCGGAAGGAACGGCAAGCCGUAGCGAGCAGGUUGCCAGUGUAGAUAUGGAUAAGGCUAAUUCGAACGAUGGUUCCUCGGAGGAAGUUUCAUCCGGUACCGUACCUCCCCUAGAAGGCGAUGCCGUAAUACAUGACGAGUCGAACGAACAACGGACAGCACCAGACGAACAGUCACAGACGAUUGCGGAAGAGGAUGGUGUUUCAGAGCAGGAAGAAAAAAUGCUGGAACUGGAUGAAAACGAGGUGAAAAUGGUUGAUGCAAGUGAAGAGCCGGAUGAUAAGAUGACGGUAAGCGAUGAACAGGUGCCAGUCAAUCCGCAACCGGUGUUGGAUAAAAUGGUCGACGAAGAUGACGGUAAGACGGAUGUUGUGUUCAGUUCGGUAAGUGCCGCUACGGGAACUGUUGUGCCGGAACCGAUGGAAUGUGGCAGCAACUUAACCUCUCCCAGGCAUCAGCUGAAAAGCCAUUUCGAUGAUAUCGUCAUGUCGGAAACAACGUCUACUUGCUCCGGAACGAUGCAGGUUGAAAGUUCCGACACAUCGUUAGAAAUGGCAGAAGACAAGAAUAAUUGUGAAAAACAGAUCACCGCCGUAGAUAUAAUGUUGCUGUGCGAUCUGUUUUAUCUACCCUUUGAACACGGUUCGAAAGCAUUACAACUGUUGAGUGAGUUUCACUGGCUUCGAAACAAUGCGUACGUCCUCUGUGCCCAGCGCACUAAUCGUGUAGGGAAGCAGCGCACAUCAAGCACAGCCAGUGGAAGCAGUCUUGCAGGCACGACUUCUACCGAGGGUUCUACCGUACCACAAGCGGAAGAUAUCACAGAAACAUCCAACGGUUCAACGAUCGAUGGACGAGAUCUGAGCAAGUGUGAUGCCCAGGAAUGGCUUCGGCGUUCUGAAUCUUUUCAAAGUCUAUGUCAAAGUAUUUUCCUGCUAACAAAAAAGAUAUCUCGCUGUGCAAACAAGGAAUUAUGCUACGAUCUCUUUUCGUACGUUUGGGACAUUGCUGGCGUGUUAUCGCUAUUAAGCGCUUUCGUCAAGUGGCUCUCGAUGGGAAAUUUUCCACCAAAUAUCAAUUCCUUCAACCAAGGCGGAUACAAUUGGUUCAGCAAAGGAUGGAAGGAAACGUUCAUGUCCGGUGACCAGGAGCCGUGGAUAUUUCGUGGUGGUUUGGUAGCCGAUCUGCAGCGUUUGAUACCACUGGAUGCAGCGAAUGAUUUGUUUCUGUAUAAAACGCCCGAAACGUCUUCCGUUCGUCUAUAUUCGAUUCGUCCGUACACGUUCAGCGACGAGACCACACUGUACGAUAUCUGUCACAAAACGGCAAACGAUGGCGAUGUGUUAGAUGCGCGCCCAACGCAGAGCACGCUCACGCAUCUGAUAGCGGACCGUUAUCUCGGUCCCUUUCUAACGAUGGCACCCGAAUUUUGUAUGGUGAUCGAGGAUCACAAUGAGCAGAUCGUAGGUUACGCAUGUGCCGCAUUAGACACAAAAACAUUUAUCCGAAACAUGGAACACUGCUGGAUACCGGAGAUGUGUUUAAAGUAUCCCGUAUCGCUUGCAGCGCCGGAACAAGUAGCCAGCAGUGAAGUUAAUCCUGGCGACAUUUCGUCUCCAGCUGUGGGAAAAGCAUCACAGAUGGUGUGUGAUAGUAUUAACUAUUUUCAUAACUUUAAAAACGAAUAUCCAGCUGCCGUACUCGCCAAACAUCCAUCGCUGAUGUGUUGCCGCAUUUUGAAGGAACAUUUCCUGGAGGAUGAGACUGUGUGCAAGCGUGUGGUGACGGUACUGCUGGCGGCUUUACGCUGCUACGGCUCAUCGUUCGGUGUCCAUGUGUGCAUCAAUCGGAACGAUCGGUUUCUUUAUCAGUUUUAUGCGAAACUUGGUUUCGUAGAGAUUCCGGUCGUUGAGCCGGACACGAGCCUAUACAUGGGGAGGAAUUUUUAAUAUCUUCGAUUGCCGUUUACCGAUAUUCGAUUUCACAAGUGACCAAUACAGCUCCGUCCUACAGUGUAAUCCCAGAGCGGUGUUGCUCUAUGGCGGUGGCGAUGGUUUGUGAGAAUUCAUUAUUUCGAUUGCAUCGUAUUUAGCGUAUAAGUUUGCGGAUCUUUUGGCGAUGCAAACAUAUGUAACAAUCGAAAGCGAGAAACAUUGUUUACUCCUUCCAAGCUUCCUUAUUAAUGCAUCUUAUCGCGCAUGUGGAAUAUCGGUUAACGUAACUGAAAUUGGCUUAAUAAAUGCAUGUAAUAAACGGUACGACGUUCAAGCGUAAGGUAAA